CAGAGUGUGGAGUGUUCCCAAAGUGUCUGAAGGAGGGAGCGCAGGCUGCAACAUGGGUUCCUAUUCCUCUCACCUUUCCAAAAUUGAGGAUCUGCACGAGAUUAUACAGGAGACCGGCUUUUCUAAGGCUCACAUCUGCCGCCUGUAUGAUCGAUUUGAAGAGCUGGACAAGAGUAACAGUGGAGAAUUGAGCCGAGAAGAUUUCCAGCGUAUCGGAGAGCUCGCUGUGAACCCACUCGGAGACCGAAUCAUCAACGCUUUCUUUCCUAAUGCGAAACAGACUCUGGAUUUCCGAUCGUUCGUCCGGAUCCUGGCCACCUUCCGACCCACAGUAAAGGACAAGUUGGCCAAUCCCAAUGCACCGGAGCCGAUUAACAGUCGAACCAACAAGCUACGGUUUGCAUUCCAACUGUACGACCAGGACAGAGAUGGGAAAAUCUCCAGAGAGGAACUAAUCCAGGUGCUUCGUAUGAUGUUGGAGGCACAAGUUACAAACGACCAAUUGGAGAGCAUCACUGAUCGGACCAUUCAGGAGGCUGACCUGGAUGGAGAUGGUGCCAUCUCAUUUGAGGAGUUUAGAAAGUCACUCGAGAAUAUUAAUUUGGAGCACAAGAUGAGCAUUCGAUUUCUUCAGUAAUGUCUGGAGAUUUGCCAGGAAGGAAGUUUAUUGCUGAUGUGAAUUCCUGGGAAGAGUAACUGGAUGGAGAUGAGAAUUGUGUGCUGCUAAACUGCCAUUUGAGAUUUGUGCAUUGAGAUUUUGAGCUUCCGUGAAUCCCCUGCCACUAUCAGGGUUUUGCUGAGUUUCUCCGGUGAGUAUGGGGGUCCGUACAGGAACUGGGAGAUUCUGGGCUCCGUUCCCGGCCUGUGUUGAGUUCUCUGUUCUUCUGACAGGUUGGUAAUAAGGAAUUGAGAAUCACUUCAGCGUUCUGGCAUCAGGAAGCAGAAAUAUCAGCCCGGCUCGCAAAACACAAAACAGUGUCCAACAUUAGAUGUGAUUCCGCGAUUGGACAGCAUUUGCUAAAUAAUCCUCAGUGUGCUAAGAAUUGCGCUGACAACAAAUUUAAGAUUGUCGGUCGGGCUCACAUUAUGGUGCAUUUAUGUGGACUGGGCGGCUACAUAUAUUAAUACACGGGGCCCUGUUCUUUACAGACAGAAAGAACAUGUACACACGUGGCACCUGUUUCAGCUAAACAAAAUAAGUGACAGCCAUUCGCUGGUUCAUUCCCCUGACAUUGGUACUCUCUUGCUAAUUGUCCUGAUGAGUGCAAUACAAAAAGCUUCAACAAAACCGUCAUUCUUUUCAGCAAAACACUCGAGUUUUUAUUUAACGGAGGUGACGGGUGUCUUGCCCAUUGGCUGGAGAUCCAGCGAGUGCCCCAUGCCACCUCCUUUGGGGGAAGCCGGUCGAAUUAAGUACCUCCCAGGCACUUAAGUGGCCUGUGGCAAGCCUUACCCCAGGAUCAAGGCCCACGGGGCAGGAACUCCCACACCCCAGCCUCCCCACAAGAGCUGUGGGCCAGAGGCUGGCAGCUGUGCAUUGUCAGCCGUACCACUGGGGGAGCUGUGGCUUCAGCUGCAAUACACUCACCGGAGGUCUCAGAUCGAGGAACCCAGACCACAGGUGUAUGUGUGGGAUGGGGGUCCCAAAGAGGGAGGGGCUCACAGUGGAUAAAGGGGUGGACAGGGGGAUGGCUCUCAGUAGGCCCCGCCCUUCCUGACGUGAGGACCCUUGAUCAAGCACACAGGGCCGGAUUUUCGCUACCGAGGCAGACAACUGGAGUUGGGGGAAAUUUCCUAGCUCCAAACAUCCCCACUUCUGACCUUACGAUGGAAGGAAGGUCAUUGAUGAAGCAGCUGAAGAUGGUUGGGCCGAGGACACUACCCUGAGGA
This is a messenger RNA of Carcharodon carcharias (great white shark), 1890 nucleotides long. RefSeq names its product calcineurin-like EF-hand protein 2 (gene chp2). The coding region runs from base 53 to 637 and encodes 194 amino acids. Lineage: Eukaryota; Metazoa; Chordata; Chondrichthyes; Lamniformes; Lamnidae. The record is from RefSeq and is a predicted model, not a curated record. Gene Ontology annotation, molecular function: calcium ion binding. The transcript is spliced from 7 exons.